GGUGUCGUUGCUGGUCACUGAAUAUUCUCGUUCCUGAUGGUGAAGGCCGAAAGUGCAGAGUCUAUUCCCCCCUCCUCGGAUUAUGUCUACAAAUGAAGGUUUAUCAAGUAAUCUAUCAGAGUCAAAUAGUGUACUGGAACUGCCAACUACUUACAGUUUACCAAAUGUAGGUGACCAGCUGAUGUCUGAUGAAGAUAUUGCGAGCAAACAUUCAGAUUCUAUUGGUAUCACUUCUGCCUCAGCGACGCCCAUCAUAAAUACAGAUUCCAGUCCCUCAAACUCUGAAGAUUGCAACUCCUCCAUUGGGGUAGCAGAAUUGCACACAAACACAGAAGGUGAGCAUCGGCAUAUCAACAUUGCACAGAUAAUGGAACAUUUUUACCAAGAUGCAGGAGAAAGGAAAUUGGAGUCUGACCCUGUGUCAGAACAAAUUGCACAUCUGCUGACCUCAAAGAUUUCACAACUGAAAGAAAAGGGAGGUGGUCAGUAUUUGCUGCGAAGCUUCCAAAUGGCCCUGGUUUUGCUUUCCAGGCAUGGUGCCAACAUCUUCAAAAUAGGAAAUUGUAGAGGUGGGCAUUUCUCCUCCUCCGUCAAUUCUGCAGAAUUCAGCUCUUUGCCUGGACUCUCAAAGGAUGUUGUCUGUUUUAUUCAGCAGGAGAUUUCAAAAUCUGCAAAUACAAUGAUAUGA
Hemiscyllium ocellatum (epaulette shark) is the source of this 688-nucleotide messenger RNA. Its product is annotated as shieldin complex subunit 1-like. The transcript has 3 exons. The record is from RefSeq and is a predicted model, not a curated record. Gene Ontology annotation, biological process: positive regulation of double-strand break repair via nonhomologous end joining; negative regulation of double-strand break repair via homologous recombination; positive regulation of isotype switching. The coding region runs from base 83 to 688 and encodes 201 amino acids. Gene Ontology annotation, cellular component: site of double-strand break. Lineage: Eukaryota; Metazoa; Chordata; Chondrichthyes; Orectolobiformes; Hemiscylliidae.